Chinchilla lanigera (long-tailed chinchilla) is the source of this 4758-nucleotide messenger RNA. It is a transcript of the gene Txlna, whose product is annotated as taxilin alpha. Bases 378 to 2042 code for a protein of 554 amino acids. The record is from RefSeq and is a predicted model, not a curated record. The transcript is spliced from 11 exons. Gene Ontology annotation, molecular function: syntaxin binding. Lineage: Eukaryota; Metazoa; Chordata; Mammalia; Rodentia; Chinchillidae.
GCCAGCUCCGGCCGCUGAUUGGUUGUACUGGGAGAAGGCGGCCCAGCCGGUAGCGGUUACUGGGGUUUCCGGUACGAAGCCAGAGCGGGGACGCUGUCGGAGGACGGCGGUGAGAUGCGGGGAGCAGCGCGGGUGAGACGAGACAAUACGAAUGAGCGGCGCCCCGAGAGCCUGCCAGGGCACGUCAGGGUCCCCUGAUUGCCCAGAGACUGAGUACCGCUGGCUUCUCCGGUGAGGGCCAGCCAGUUUGUUUCAAGCAGCUUUGUGUUCCUGGUGUUGGGAUUUCGGGUCCGGGCUGUGAAGAAUUUUGAAGUCUGGAAAAUAGCAACUGCACACGUUCUUAAGGAUCUACUCCUAACCUAGCGCUGCACAGCACAAUGAAGAACCAAGACAAAAAGAAUGGGGCUGCCAAACAGUCCAACCCCAAAAACACUCCGGGGCAGCCGGAAACGGGAGCAGAGGGCCCCCACGGGAGGCCCAGCCAGUCGCCUCCUGCUGCAGAAGCUGAAGGUUCCACCAGCGAGGCUCCCGGGAAGACGGAGGGGGCUCAAGCCAAGACAUCUCAGUCUGGAGCCCUCCGUGAUGUCUCUGAGGAGCUGAGCCGCCAGCUGGAAGACAUCCUGAGUACAUACUGUGUGGACCACAAUCAGGGUGGCUCAGGUGAGGAUGGAGCACAGGGUGAGCCCACUGAACCCGAAGAUGCAGAGAAGUCCCGGACCUAUGCUGCAAGGAAUGGGGAGCCUGAGCCAGGGACCCCAGUAGUUAAUGGUGAGAAGGCGACCUCCAAGGGGGAGCCAGGCACAGAAGAGAUCCGGGCGAGUGAUGAGGUCGGAGAUCGGGACCACCGAAGGCCACAGGAGAAGAAGAAAGCCAAGGGUCUGGGGAAGGAAAUCACGUUGCUGAUGCAGACACUCAACACGCUGAGUACCCCAGAGGAGAAACUGGCAGCGCUGUGCAAGAAGUAUGCUGAACUGCUGGAGGAGCACCGGACUUCACAGAAGCAGAUGAAGCUCCUGCAGAAGAAGCAGAGCCAGCUGGUACAGGAGAAGGACCACCUGCGUGGAGAGCACAGCAAGGCUAUCCUGGCCCGCAGCAAGCUUGAGAGCCUAUGCCGCGAGCUGCAGCGGCACAACCGCUCCCUCAAGGAAGAAGGCAUACAACGGGCCCGGGAGGAAGAGGAGAAGCGCAAGGAGGUGACCUCACACUUCCAGGUGACACUGAAUGACAUUCAGCUGCAGAUGGAACAGCAUAACGAGCGCAAUUCCAAGCUGCGCCAAGAGAAUAUGGAGUUGGCUGAGAGGCUCAAGAAGCUGAUUGAGCAAUAUGAGCUGCGUGAGGAGCACAUUGACAAAGUCUUCAAACACAAGGACCUACAGCAGCAGCUAGUGGAUGCGAAGCUCCAGCAGGCCCAGGAGAUGCUGAAGGAGGCAGAGGAACGGCACCAACGGGAGAAGGACUUUCUCCUGAAAGAGGCAGUGGAAUCCCAGAGGAUGUGUGAGCUGAUGAAGCAGCAGGAGACCCACCUGAAACAGCAGCUUGCCCUAUACACAGAGAAGUUUGAAGAGUUCCAGAACACACUUUCCAAGAGCAGCGAGGUAUUCACCACAUUCAAACAGGAGAUGGAAAAGAUGACUAAGAAGAUCAAGAAACUGGAAAAAGAAACCACCAUGUACCGGUCCCGGUGGGAAAGCAGCAACAAGGCCUUACUUGAGAUGGCUGAGGAGAAAACUCUGCGGGAUAAAGAGCUGGAGGGCCUGCAGGUGAAAAUCCAGCGGCUGGAGAAGCUGUGCCGGGCACUACAGACAGAGCGCAAUGACCUGAACAAGAGGGUACAGGACCUGAGUGCUAGUGGCCAGGCCCCCCUCACUGACAGUGGUCCUGAGCGGAGGCCAGAGGCUGCCCCUGCAGCUAAGGAGCACGGCAGUGAGGGGCCUGGGACUCAAGCACCCAACUCCUCAAGGGCCACCGAAACGCCUGGCUGCCCAGAAACACCAAGCACGGAAACAAUGGGGCCUCAGGCGCCCACUUCUGCCACCACAUAGACAGCCUGGUGCUUGAGGCAUGCUGGGACGGGAGCAGCACCCAGCCAGGCCUGGCCCAUACUAGGCUCCCACACCAAACAGCCAGUGCUGAAGUCAGGGUGUUCUGACCUGAGAGGCCUCUGCCACUUCGCAAUUUUGGAUUUUGUGGGUCAGUUUCACAUACACAGCAUAUGUGCAAGGCCUCGUGCAUUUACAUCUCUAAAUGUACAGGGGCUUGCGUUGAAGGUGGGUGUACAGAUGAAGUCAGUGCUCCUCUAAGCUGAAGAGUCUUACAGAGGAGGUGUCAUCUGUAGCUGCCAUCACAGUGAGCUGGCAGGGCAAGUGACUUGAGCAUUUCUUGCCCAAUUUGAGGCUCAGACCCCUCCCAGCCCUUCAGAGCUUAUGACAAGUAAUAUACCAAGUCCUGGAUUGCAUUCUGUGGUGAGCAGGGCUUGGGCAGCUCGGGCUUUUUAGCUCUCACAGAGGUGUCAUUGCUUCUCAGCCUGGGAAUGCUGUUCCUCUGCAGAGCCUCAGCGUGGCACUCGGAGCCUAGGGCAAGGGACCUGGAGAAUGUUUCACUGUGGGAUGAUGUGCUGGUUGGGCGCCCCUGGGGCACUGUUUCCCUUGCCCACCUGUAGUGCCAGGACCAGGCCAAUGUUGCUUCUCAGUAGCCUUAUCAUUCACAGGUGCCUCUCUAGCCUGCAUAAAUGAUUGGCAAGAGAUCAGCCAAAGGAUUCUUUCUGAAGGCAUAUUGUUUUGCACGUGACAGUUCAUGCGAGGAUUUUCUGAGGAAAAGGGAUCCUCAAAUAGUGGUCCUGGGUGCCUGGCCUCCAGUGUCCCACCCCUCACCGCCCCACCUUGCUCCUUAGCCGUGUUGGUGCUGAGGUUUCGUCUUCGAAAGGGAAGAUCAGAUUGUUUAAGAGAAAGAAAAGGGCUUCUGAUGGCUUUGCCAUGAGCUUGCCUGUGAGUUUCAACCCUGGGAGGCCACGAUAGAGUCCCAUCACCACCAUCUCCGUGCAGCAGUUGCUGGGCUCUGGGUCCCGCUCCCCCUUGGCUUUAUGGUUCUUUUUCUGCUUCCUGCACCCCAACCCCAACCCCAGUGUGCAGUCCUUGAGGUUUGCUGCAGUGGACAUUUCUUCACCUCCUUGCCCAAGAAAUAAGAGUCCUCCUUGGAAUUCUAUUUCUUCCUGUGUGGGAGCCCCCAGCUGUUACCUUACCUUGACAGAAUAGAAUUCUGAAGUAGACUGGGCCCAGGAAAUCCACAAAAAGGCUGCAGAUGGUCUUUCUGUCCCACUCUACCUGACCCAGAACAUUAUUACUCUGUACUGUGUGUAGCAGCUCUGUGUUAAAAGCUCUUGUUGCCCACCUGGAAGGGUAUUAGUCGCUGUUUGGACAGAGCAGUUUUCUGGGGCAGUAGAAUGAGUCUUGAAAGCAGGGUUCUGCUGAGCUAGGGGUACUUUAGAUGCCCAGCAACAGUUUGAGUGUUGAGACCUCUUUGCCAUCCCUGGCUAGAUCUGCUCUCCUAAGGAGAAAUGUUUUGCAAGAUCUUUGUCUUCCCCACUUUGAAGUCCCUUGGAAUGGUCCCUUCCUGUUCCUGCCCCAGUAAGGCCUCCCCCAGCCUCAUGCCAGGCUGAAGAACAAAAACUGUCCAAGCCACAGAGGGUUUGUUAGGCUGUGGAGGCGUAGGAAAGAGAGAGAUCUGCUUGCCCCCAUGGAGAAAGUGGAAAGGCCUACAGUGGCCCACAUAAUUGCUUGCCUCACUUCAGCUACCUCUUAAAGCCCUUGGGGGGUUGGAACCGUUGGAUCCCAGGGUGGAAGGAUGGGAAGCUUCAGUAUGCAGGUGGUCCCAGCUGGGCUCCUUAUAGCAGAAAUGUGAGCCCCAGACCAGGUAGAACAUUGGCUCUUGGCUCCAUCCAUUUUUAGGCACCCAUGCCAAACUGUUCAUGGGGAUCUCUUUCUUUCUCUUCCAUUCCAUUGACCAAAUCUCACCGGUCACUACAGCUGCUGUGCUUGUUCUGCUGUCCAAAGUCAGCUUGGGUGCUGCCCACCCUAGCCAAGAAUGGGGGGAGUGGCCUAUGUCUGAGUGAGAGCCAGUCUCUUGCUCACCCAGGUGAGUCCUAUGCACAUGACCUCAGUUUUAGGACCAAGAGCUGUGUUGGUUUCUUAGGUAGUUAGUUUUUGCUCCAGGGACCGCAGUUAGGCUCAGAGCCCAAAGCCCUAGCUCUGCUAACAGUAACUCUGUUCAAGGACCUUGCCUAGCUGAGCUUCAUGCACACCAGAUUCCUACAGAUGUCAGCAGCACUUUUUUAUUUGCCAUUUGUUUUCCUGAAGUUUUUAAACCAUGGGCUGAGCUCAGGCACUUUCUGUAAGAAUGUUAUUUCUGUAAAGUAAUUUAUCCCUCCAUCCCCAUCAUGGUCUCCCUACUGAGGGUUGACCAAGAGGCCAACAGGGCUGCCCUGGUGGCACCCGCGGAGAGGCUGAGGCCUGCCAAGCUGCUGCUCCAGCCCUCCUGCCCUGCACAGCACAGAGGUGGUCACCCAGGACAGCCAGGCACCUGCCUGGGAGAGAGAGCUGCCUCUGUCCCUGUAACAGCUUUCCUCAUGGCCCCACCUGGUCACCCAAACUUGUUUAAAAGUUGUGCUGACAGCUCCCUUUCCCCUUUUGGUAUUCACAACAGCCAGGGACUUGAUAUUGAUGUAUUUUAAACCACAUUAAAUAAAGAGUCUGUUGCCUUACA